Messenger RNA from Cooperia oncophora, 774 nucleotides. The record is from the annotation of a GenBank genome assembly. NCBI's taxonomy places the organism in Eukaryota, Metazoa, Nematoda, Chromadorea, Rhabditida, Trichostrongylidae.
AUGAUACGCUUACCACAGUCGUGGUUUCGAUAUGCUCGAGAAUUUAUGAACGUCUACAGUGAUAUGCCUCGUUUUCUGCUUAUGCACCAAAGUCUACUAUCUCACGACGACAUAAAUUUGGUGCAAGUGGAGGAUGAGCAUCUCGCACAAGUGCUCACGCUUUCGACUCCUUUUGAUAUUUAUUCGACACUUAUGGACGUUCUGCACUUACCAAGCGAUUUGACAACAGUUCAGGAUACAAACAAAAGAUCUCUAUCUCUCUUCCGCCCUAUUUCUGAAGACAGAACCUGUGCACAAGCUGGUGUUGAACCGCACUGGUGCACUUGUCUAAAUUGGCAAGACUCUUUGACUACAUAUGGUGAUCGAGCUAUAGCAGAGGAACUCGCCCUUGCUAUUGUGGAAGUGAUUAACCGGCAGUUAAAGAACGUGUUUCACUUGUGUGCUAAAUUACACCUGAAGGAAGUUAUUGAAGCGAAAAAAUUAGUACCCAAUGAAGGAUUGCUCAAGUACAAGAAUGUAAAGGACAGCGAUGGUUUUGUCCCUGAUUUGAGUGGUAAUACCAAAGCAGCCUUUGCACACUAUCAGAUCAAAUUACGAACACGUCCAGGGAAUGCAAUUUAUGAGGUGACGCUGUUCUACGACUUCAAAAUGAAGGAAGUGCACAUCGAUCUUGCCUCGAUCAGUCACCCAAACAAAUUCGGUGACGCACCACAUUGUAUUAUAAAUCAGAAUUAUUUUCUUGCAUCUUAUUGCGUCUGUCACGACAAAGUCUAG